GAUGUACUUCCUGAGCCCCGCACUUAAGGGUGUGAUAAGACAAAGAGCCCACGUCCAACGAACUGUGAGCUGCUGGGUCUUCUGAUGCAGGCUUUCCUGUGGCGCUGACCCCAGGGCUGAGCGAGGAGCACCUGUGAGGCUGUGUCAGGAAGCUGGAUUUUUUAUUCCACCCUUCUAUUCAAGCCUGGCCCUCAGAGCACUGGGCUGAGACACCCCCUUCAUCAAGCUCCCCUUAGCUGUAUGGAAGCUGGAGUUCACCUUGUAGUUCCUCAGCAGAAUUUUUGUUCUCCUCUGGGCUGUAGCCAGCCCCUGCCAGCACCAUGGCUUCCGCCGAGCCCCUGACUGCGCUGUCCCGCUGGUACCUGUACGCCAUCCACGGCUACUUCUGCGAGGUGAUGUUCACCGCGGCCUGGGAGUUCGUGGUGAACUUUAACUGGAAGUUCCCGGGGGUGACAAGUGUGUGGGCGCUGUUCAUCUACGGCACCUCCAUCCUCAUCGUGGAGCGCAUGUACCUGCGCCUGCGGGGCCGCUGCCCGCUGCUGGUGCGCUGCCUCAUCUACACGCUCUGGACCUACCUGUGGGAGUUCACCACCGGCUUCAUCCUGCGCCAGUUCAACGCCUGCCCCUGGGACUACUCCCAGUUCGACUUCGACUUCAUGGGGCUCAUCACCCUGGAGUAUGCUGUGCCCUGGUUCUGCGGGGCACUCAUCAUGGAGCAAUUCAUCAUCCGCAACACCCUUCGCCUCCGCUUUGACAAGGACGCUGAGCCAGAGGAGCCAGGUGGCCCGCUGGCCCUGGCUAACGGCCAUGUCAAGACUGACUGACAGGGGACUGGGGGGUGCUGGUGGGUGGGGCCCAGGGUUCUCUCAUGGACCCUGCGGACAAAGGUUCCAAGCUGGUGGAAUUCCCCCUUCUGUACAGCACAAAACCUGCCCCAGCCAGGCCUCAGCCCAGCAGGGCACACACAGCCCCCUCUUCCUCCACAAUGGGUGCGUAUGGGGGUGUGGUCAGGUUUGGGGGCAUGGGGUGUGAGGCAGCAGAGGGACUUGGGGAAGGGUCCAUGGAUCUCUGCCCAGCUCAGAGGCUGGUGGCGCCAGGCCAGCGGCUAAGCAGCAACUGGACUACUGGGUGACUUUGGAAGCAGCAGGCUCUGUCCUGGCCAAGAGACUCUGAGAAUGGGGCAGAAGGUGGGAGGCAAGUCCUUGAGGAGGUUUUGAGCUGCUGCUGCGGCCGCCUCCUUCCCUCUUACCUGGUUUAUUUGGGCUUUGGCUGGCUCCAUUAGGCAAUAUUCAGGUGCUUGCUUGCAACCAAUACCUCCCCAGGGGCCUGCUGAGCAGCAGCCUAAGGAGAGACUGGGCAUUGGGGGAAGCUGCUUGGCUGCAGUGUGGUCUGCAAGGGCUGGAUGCCUUCCCUUGGCUCCUCUCCCCUCCCCCAGGGCCCCUCGCUGCUCCCUUGGCCUUCUGGGGGCCCCCCUGGUGCUGGAUUCCCACCAACCUUGGGCUUUUGGAGGUUUUCAAUUUCUAUGUGUUCAGUGGUGUUCCCCUUUUCUCUUUUAUUUUCAAGGCCUUUACCACUAGCAGCCAUGUCAAUCACCCCACUGGCCCUCAUCCCCAACUCCCUAGCCAGCAUAGCAGUUGCCAGAGAUAGAACCCCGAGACAGCCCCGCCUCCCCCUGCAGCUUUCCUGCCACUGUGCUGGCCUGAUGCCUGGGAAGGUCUGCUGUUACACCUCCCACCCCACCUAGUGGGCUGUGGCAGUGCCCCUGGUGCUCCUCUCCCCACAGUGGUCCUGCGGAAAAUGAAUGAUACCCCCCAGCACAGUCAGGCUGAGGCAGACCCACAAAUUCACAAUGGAAACCUAGAGACAAGUCAUUCCUGAGGGGUGUGGGUGGGGAUGAAGGCACCUGCCUAGUUUAUUUUCAAGCCAAUCAGGGGCAAUCUGGCUUUUUCGGGGAUGGAGGAGCAAUAUCUAGUGUUGGGGAACCAUGGAGAAUGAGUGAGGAGAAAAAGACGAGGGCUGUCAGCUUUGGAGCAUCCUUAGUGGGAAGAGGUCAGUUCUGGUUCUGCCAUCACCCCAGCCUCGCAGCAAAACCUCCUCAGGGUUGCCCCUCCCCCAUCCUUCCCAGCAAGACUGACUCUUUGAACUUGCACCUUCAACAGUAUUAACCCUGCCAUGCUCAUGGGCACUGUCAUCUUGGUUGCUCCCUUUCCCCUGUGAUAGGUCCUUCGCUGGCAGUAGACAGGUGAAAUCCUCACUCCAGCCCGCUCCUGACUCUGCCCCUCACUCCCUAAAAGGAGGAGUCCAUCGGAAUGCCGCCCAUCCCCUUCCUGACCACGCUAGGACUCUUAGGUAGCAAUUAGCCAUUCCCUUUUCAUAGAUCAUUCAAAGGUGAUGAUACCACUUGGGGAGAGAACCUCCUCUUUCUUGCUGUGCUGCUCCAUCUAGACCGUGCAGACAGCACCAGGCAGGGCGCAGACUAAAGUGGGUGGGCUGGGGGGUGGGCAGGAAUGGUGUCCUGGCAGGGUUGUUUCCUGCAGUUGACCUUUUCCAGGACAGGAUGAAGGGCGUUCCCACCUGUGUCCUGAGCAGGCUUCUCCAAAUCCAGGGACAAAUGACAUUCAGCAGAGGCCAGGCCAACCAUUGAUUUCAUUGUGGCCCUAAUUCUAGGGGUUUGGGGCUUCCAAAUAUUCAAGCUUCCAGAGUGGGUAGAUAGCUUUCCAUCUACCGGUGGAAGAGUCCAGUGGGAGAAUAUUGUCUGGCUUCCCUCUUCUCUCUAGGUAAUUGUUCCUUGUUUCCUCCAGUCCAUGUUCUCUCAGCCUCCUGGACAACAGUACUUCUCCAGGCUCCCCAAACGGGCCCUAGCUCGCACCACCCACUUUUGCUGUUCCCUCCCGUGAUUGAAUCGGGUGGUCAGCUUGUUGCAGUCUCCAGCAGGAGACCCCCAUAAUUCUCAGUCAGAGCCUGCCCUGCCAGUGUUGGCCUGAUGCCUGGGAGGUUGCCCCAUGGGUGUGCCUUGGCAUUCUAUUUUCUCUGGACCAAUAAACUCCCACGUCUAGGCGGUCCCAGAGUAAACUUGCGUACCUGGCAAAGUACAGAAUAUUUGGGUUUCUGCUUUAUCCAGGUACCUCAGGGCUCCUACUGCCCCUCAUAGGCACAGAGCCCCAGCAAGGAGAGGCGAUGACCCACUGUAGGCUCAGCUUUCUAGGGGUGGCCCAAACUUCAACCCUGCUUUUGGGGGUAUCUUUAGGGCUCCUAACUCUUAGUGUCUAGGCACUCAAAGUUUGGAGGAAACCCAGCCCUGCCAAGCCAGGGGAGUGCUGCAGGGAGAGUCUGCAUCCUAUUUAUGAUCCUCUGGUCACGGGUGGGCCUUUCUCCACUGGAUAUGGUCUCAUUUCUGAGUUAUAGAUCGCCAUGUGCUGCCCUGCAUGGUUGAACUGCUUCUGACGUCUGCUAGUCAUCCCUUGUGCCCUGUCCCCUCUGAUGCCAGUGAGUCAUAAUGGCCUAUGCUUAUUUACAGCAAUAAUACCUAGGGAGUACCCCUAAAGUCCUUUUGUCUCGGUCCCUCACUCUGCAUGGGUGUCCUGGGGAGGCAGCACUGAGCGAGUUAGUUCCUAAGAACCUGUAUUUAUGAAGCUCUGGGCUCUGCAGACAUCAGAGCAGGGGAUGCAGAAAGGAGAGCAACCUGGCUCUGACUACAGCAGGGAGGGUACCCUUCACCCCCAGGCUACCCCAGACCUGGAGGAGCUGCAGGUCCCAGCUCUGUAAAAGGGCCUUUCAAGUGGGAGGGACUGUCUCCCAAUGCGGCAGCUUUUCAGAAGGACCCGCGACUGGUUUGUGCGCCCAUUGCCUGCUUUGUCUCUGUUUGAUCUCUUUGUCUCUUCCUUUUCACAUCUGUGCACAUAAAAUAUAUUGGUGUUUGUGUUCUGGGACUACUGGCUCUGACCCAUCUUUGUUUCUCCUACUUUGGAGCUCCUUUCUCAGGGGCUGCUGGAGGCCAGGGUCCUCACACCCAUCCUGAACCAAGAGGGCUGCUGGGUGGGGUGAGGGUGGGGGAGGGCAUCAUGUCUGCACGGCAGGUGGCACCUCCCAGUCAGCCCUUUUACUGCCUCUGUUCUGACUCUCUGGAACCUGCAUUCUCUACCGACCAUCCCCCACCAGUUGCAUAAUCUGGUCCCAGCCUUUGAUCCUGGGCAGCAAGGUCCAAAGCUCCCAUCUGGGGAGGCCUGGGCUGCAUCCAGGCUGGCUACAGGUUAACAGCAUCUGACACUAAGAUGGGCACCUUUCAAACAUGCUAGCAAUGACCUGGGGUAUCUCAUGGAGUAAGAGGGUCUGAGGGAGGAGGUGGUGGGUACCCCAAAGAGCUGGAAAGAUAGAGGCCCUUUCUUAUUAUUAUGUAGAAAGUCAUGCUUUGAAGAGAAGUCUAUUUGGAAGGAGGAGUCUCAUUGCUGUAUAGCUCUAUCUGGUGUCCCCUGUCCUCCCAUUACCCCCACCAUUCUCUAGCCCACUUUCUUCCAAGAAGAAAACGGAGGGAUCCUAAGUUGCUCUAUCAGCUCAACAAAACCCAAAUAACCUACCCUUCUGCGAGAGCCAGGCUAUAGAACACCUGCUGUGUUCUGGAUGGAGUAGACAGUGCACCCUCUAAAUCAUUGGGAUGGCCUCUGCAUCCAUCAUUCACUUGAAAGUAUGUAUUUGACAUAAAGCAAUUCUCCUUAUAAAAAUGAGCUAGCAUAAAGCCCCAAUAAUCACUUAAUGAUACAUAUUAGUAUAUACAAGUCUAUGGACUAUUCCCUAACAGUAGGUUUUUCUAAAAAGCAAAAGGCAAGUGUAAUGAAAUAGAGUUUUUUUUUUUUCAUAGUUUGAAACAGUGUUUUGAGUUUCAGGGCAGGCCUUUUUUUUUUUUUUUUAAAGAUUUAUUUAUUUAUGCAUAUAAGAACUGGGGUACAGGCCAGAGAUACAGGGGGGUGAGAGGAUUCACCAGAGACAGAGUAGGGAACAGAAGAGGCAGAUAGACUUAAGUACACUGCUGAGGGGAGCAGCGGGCAAGUCAGGAGAGGUCUGCUUCAGGGCAGGCCUUUCUAUCUGCAGUUUACAAUGGAAAUAAGCAAGAUAGAAUAAAUGGGAUUCAGACAUUUUGACACUGAGGCUGCAUUUCCUUCUCUUGUCUCCUGCUCUUCUGCACCCAAGAUGUGCUGUGAGCAUUAGUAAAGCUAUUGGUAAUUGUCACGCUAGGGUUUCAACUUGCCACUAUUAAUAUCCAGUUAUCAGAGUCAAUAUAAACACAUCUUUAUCAAUGGAGAUUAUACUCAUGGACCUGGCCUCUUUUUUCUUUUCCAUUUCAGACCAAAAUGAGCUCCAAAUAGUCAAAAGAUCAUGUCCAGAUUCUUAUUUCAAUGUGUACAUCAUCAUAACUCUUCCAUUGUUUAUUUAAUUAAUGUAAUUUACCUGAGGUUAUAGACUGCACUAUGCAGGGUCUUACGAACAUUUACUUUUGCUCAUCAGGUGGUUCAACCACACAGGAGAAAUCACCUGUAGCACCUUCCUGGGCUGGACAUUCAGCAUUGAGCAUCCAGCCUGAAAAGCGGUCAACUGAAAA
Molecule: messenger RNA, 5593 nt
Organism: Talpa occidentalis (Iberian mole)
Lineage: Eukaryota; Metazoa; Chordata; Mammalia; Eulipotyphla; Talpidae
Gene: TMEM229B
Product: transmembrane protein 229B
Exons: 4
Coding region: 321-824 (167 amino acids)
Source: RefSeq, a predicted model, not a curated record